AUGCACCUGAAUGAUGCUACUCUGGCCGAAAUUGUGGAAGAUCUGGGCCAAAAUGAAAUGUAUGACAUGCUCAGCUCUGAAAUCAAGGAAUUUUGUGAUUGCUUUGAAGAGGCAAUGCAAGACAAGGAUAAUCAAGGAAUCAAAGAAAUGUUGAAACUGAAGUAUAGCAAGAACGGUGACGAAAAAUUGGUAUUAGAGAUCAUUGAGAAUAUAUACAAAGCAUAUGAUGACACUGACAUAUUAAGGGUUGAUGAAGAUCGUUUUGGCGACAUUGUGUUUAAACCCACAUUUAAUAGAGUUAUGCGUGGCAUUCCUUAUACAAAACGUGACGGGCAAUUCACAAAACUGAGCAAUUCGUAA
This is a messenger RNA of Zychaea mexicana, 360 nucleotides long. RefSeq lists its product as uncharacterized. The transcript has 4 exons. Lineage: Eukaryota; Fungi; Mucoromycota; Mucoromycetes; Mucorales; Lichtheimiaceae. The coding region runs from base 1 to 360 and encodes 119 amino acids. The record is from RefSeq and is a predicted model, not a curated record.